CGCUGGUUAAAAAGAAGGAGGAAAGAGCACGGGAAAACAUGUGAGCGCUCUGAGGACUUUAGUGAGAGACAACUUUUAUUUUCUUAUAUGUUUUUUGACCCCGUGCAUGCACAAACCGCCUUGCUGUGCUCAAAAGGAAUUACAUCUGAAAGGAACGUCACGGCUCUUUUGCAGUACACGGUGUUUUGAGGGUUUGACUUUUUUUGUUCAUCAGGAUAAAUUGUGUUAUUGUUUUGCUUUUAUUUUUUUAUAUUUCUGGGUUGUACUAUAUAAGCAGAAGCAACAAUAAUUUAUUUUUAAACAUCGUUCUUUAUAGCAGUGACUCCAAUUUAGGACACCUGCUCUGACAAACAGCAUAUUUGUAAUUACCUUAGUAAUUGGCUUCUGCUACUUGGAGAAAUAGUCCAAAUAAAAUAUAUAGGCUGUUGCAUUGCAGGUUAAUCUCACUCUCUUGAAAAAGGGGACUUAUUUCGUGUUUUUUGUUGUAUUUUCCUUUUUUUUUUCUUUUUUCUUUUUUGGUUAAUUUUAUGCUUAUUUAAAGUAUGAAACAUUUGCAAUUUGUCCUCGUCCUGGCCAUCGCGGUCAACGUAUGGGAAUGUGGAGACGCAAAAUUCGGCGAGAGGGGAGAAAUUAGCCCCAGGAGGAGACGAUGUUACGACGGAAGCUUGCCCAAGCGGCUGAAGAAAAGGGAGCGAAAAGUGUUGCUUGACGGCAGCACCAGCGGAGAAGUUUGCCACAGGUUGUAUCCCCGUGUGUCCUGCUGUCCCACCAGGAGAGCUGCCUAUCAGAUCCUGCACCGCAGGGAUGCCAGGAUUUUCUCUACCAACAACACCGAAUGUGGACGUCUCCUGGAGGAGAUCAAGUGUGCUCGCUGCUCCCCCAAUGCCCAGGUGUUGUUCCACUCCUUGGACAUGGAUAAGAUGCCACACAGGGAGCCAGACUUGCCGCGUCUCUGCCAGGACUUCUGCCGCGAGUUCUACUACACCUGCAGGGGGCACAUACCAGAACUGUUCCAAGCUGAUGUGGAUGAGUUCUGCCAAUACUAUGGGAGGAGGGAUGCCAGUCUAUGCUUUCCAGAUUUUCAACGAAAGCAACCACAAGGGCAAGAUUCCAACUACUUGGGAGAUGAGAAAAUAGAAGAUAUCAGCAGGAAACACAAACACAACUGCUACUGUGCCCAGGAGGUGUUGAGUGGUCUGAGGCAGCCGGUGGCCGUGGUACACUGUGGGGAUGGAUCUCAGCGGCUAUUUGUCCUUGAGAGGGAGGGUAUUGUCAGGAUACUCAACCAUGACCUCGAGCUAAUCAAGGAGCCCUUCCUGGACAUCCACAAGCUGGUGCAGAGCGGUCUGAAGGGUGGAGAUGAAAGGGGCCUGCUAAGCCUGGCAUUCCAUCCCAAUUACAAGAAGAAUGGCAAGCUCUACGUCUCCUACACCACCAACCAAGAGCGCUGGGCCAUCGGACCACACGACCACAUUCUCCGUGUGGUUGAAUACACCGUUUCGAGGAAAAACCCAAACCAAGUGGACACCAGGACGGUCCGGGUGCUAAUGGAAGUAGCAGAGCUGCACAGGAAGCACCUAGGAGGCCAACUGCUUUUCAGCCCUGAUGGUCUGUUACAUAUCGUCCUGGGAGAUGGCAUGAUCACCCUGGAUGACAUGGAGGAAAUGGACGGACUCAGUGAUUUCACAGGGUCUGUCCUAAGGGUAGAUGUGGACACUGACUGUUGUACGUCACCCUAUUCCAUACCACGGAACAAUCCGUACUUCAACAGCACCAAUCAGCCACCUGAAAUCUUUGCCCAUGGAUUACAUGACCCAGGCAGGUGUGCAGUGGAUCGGCUUCAGACGGACAAUGGGAGUCUCCUAAUCCUCUGUACAGAUGCCAGUGGCAAAAACUCAUCAUCAGGAAGAAUACUGGAGAUUACAAAGGGGAAAGAUUAUGAAAAUGAGCCUUCUGUCUAUGACCUGCAGUCCAGUGGAGGGGCACCACCUGUGGGAGGCUUCAUCUACAGGGGCUGCCAGUCAAGAAGACUGUAUGGCAGUUAUGUAUUUGGAGAUAAAAAUGGUAACUUGCGGAUCCUCCAGAAGUCUACAUUGUCAACAUCAGCAAGUGGUGAACAGUGGCAGGAGAAAGCUCUGUGUCUGGGCUCAGCUGGCUCCUGUGGCUCUAUGCUUGUGGGACACAUCUUGGGUUUCGGAGAGGAUGAACUGGGCGAAGUCUACAUACUGGCAAGCAGUAAAAGCAUGGCACAGUCACAUAGUGGGAAACUCUACAAGCUGGUGGAUCCCAAAAGGCCUCAUGCCCCUAAGGAGUGCCAGCGUCAGGUGGAGCCUCCAGAGCUGCUGAUGACAGCUUGUUCCAGACACUGUAAGAACGGACACUGCACUCCUACUGGCAAGUGCUGCUGCAGCCCCGGCUGGGAGGGACCCUUCUGCCGAGUUGCCAAAUGUGAACCAGCCUGCCGCAACGGAGGAGUGUGUAUGGAGCCCAACAAGUGCCUGUGUAAGAGCGGCUACUCCGGCGCCCAGUGUGAGAAGAGCGAGCGGGGUAUGCCCAACGACCAGGAGAAAGACGGUAUACUGGACCACAUCAUUGACAUGACCUCGUACCUCCUAGAUCUGACCAGCUAUAUCGUAUAGGGGUGCGCAGAGGGGGGCUGCUCCCCACCGUCAUCCUCCAGUUGACACAAAUCUACCUACCACCACCAGCAGACUCUAACGAGGUGUCCUUAAUAUGGCCUCUUAACCUCCCUCACACCCACACAGGCAUGUACACAUAACAUACAAAUACACACACAGGAUCCCCGUCAGACUGCUUUUCAUCCACAUCACCAUACCAAACUCUUCGUCUUUUCGCCUAUAAGCUACUUGCUCUUGAGCACCAGGCCUGGCAUCCAAGCCGUGUUCACAUUUCAGACAGUCCUGCAGACAGCAGCGAGAUGAUUGACAAGCAUGGCCAAGUUAUGGAAGUUCCACUAAGACAUUUCCUCUCUUGUUCAGCAAAUGCCUGCACAUGGCUGACUCCACAGGAACAGGAACUCCACAGGAAUAGACCAUUUUAAACCAAGACUUUGGAUCUUUUCAGGGGCUAUCUGUUGCCUUACUUUAGACCCCCCAAAAAAUGGAGUUUGAGGCAUUGCAGCAGAGACAGAUGAUUGUUCAGGGGUUCUCUAAGGAUUCAAAUUGUGAGGAGUGGCGUGGCUCACAGAUCCAAUUUGUGCUCAUGGUCCCUUCAAAACACAGCAAAAUAUGUCUACAUACAAUACACAGACUUUGAAGGAACCUCAUCUUCAACUGUAAAAACCUGAGAAGUCUAUGAGAAGCGUGGGUCACAGAGAGCCCACAGUGCUUUGUGCUAAACUAUUCUAAAGGCACUAAUACAAGAGGGAUAAACCAAGUUGUCUCACUUUUGAUGUUGUAUUUAGUUUGUGGGCACAUUGUCAUAAAAAGCUAUAACAGUAUACAGUAUGUAUACUUUGUUUUGCAACACUCUUUUGCUAUCAAUGUACAGAAUGGAUCUACAACAGAGGACUGUUACGUAACACAGAAAUAGGAACGAGUGAGAACAUUGUACUUUGUCAAAGCCAGUUUCAUACAAUCUGAACGGAGUUAUUAGCUCCCAUGCACUGUAUUCAUUUUUUGUUUUAUUCACUUUAUUAUUCAAAAUGAAUUUAAACAUUUAUUAAAAGCGCAAUGAGAGUAGUUUCACAUUGUCACAGAUAUACACACACACACACACACACACACACACACACACACACACACACACCACACUAGCACAGGUAUGAUUCAACAAACUCCUUUCAUUGUGUCACACACUGAAACUGAACCCGGACUCAAAACUACAAAGGGAAGAGAUAGCGCAGUGAUGUAUAUUUCCAAUAGAGCUUACCUAAGUACUACUUAGCAUUGCAAAAAAAAAAAACUAUAGCAUUACUAUUGUUAUCAUAGAGGAGGGUUUAUUUUUUUAAGCGUAAUAAUAUAUGGGAGAGAAUGGUGUUUAUAGAAAGCAGUUUUACACUAAGCUUGUCAGUUCAUGUUAUUUCAUGUUGUACUUAUACAUAUGCAGCUUUUAAGAAAGACACGUGAGGAUACAUUUCUUUCUAAUUUUUUUAUUUUUUUUAUUCCAGUGUAAAAGUAAUGCAUGUCUGUGCCUGCAUAGAGUAAUUCGGAGCAGUUGGCUGAGUCAAUCUAAUUUUUUCCCCCUGACAUUUGGUUUCAUUACCACUGUCAGAAAUGUGUCUCUGUUGUGAGACGAUCAAAGACUCUGUCGGGCCACCAAGUCAUUCUGGAAGCAGCUCGCAGUCAGAGGCAGAUCUUAUCUGUGAGGAGCAGAUUUGAGAUUAACCUGAGGAUCUGUCUAAUGGAGAUAAGUUUGAAAAAAAUAUCAAGACUGAACACUACUCUCUAAUUAGCAACAGUUAAACACAGACUGGGAUUGUCAGGACCAACAUUAAUGUGUUCAUCUAUUAAUUAAUAUUAAGUUCAUACAGAUGCAGCUCAUAUACAUGCAUGUCCAUGUUCACCUAAACUAAUAACUUAUCUUAUAAAGAACUUUACAUUUGAUCUUUUGCCAUUUCAAAUUCCAAAAGAAUACGAAUUGAGUCAUUGUGUUUAACAGUUUAACAGUUAAAAUUUUGCUUUCUCCCCAACUUUUAUUUUGAAAAACAAGUUUCCAAGUAUCAUGGUUAAUUGAAGGUCAUUGUUCAUAAAAGACGUAUCUGUUGUUCAUCUCCCGCCUUGCUUGUGUUUGCUGAAAUAAAUCAACUCUACCUGGUCUAAAUGAGUCAAAAUGGAAUUCAUGCUGUAAAAUGGAAAAUUAUCAUUUUUUUUUAGCACUUAAUGUGAAGUUGCAUUUUAGCUGCUGAGACGGCGUGGUGUGAAUAGAAUAACCAUUUUCAUUAUUUAAGUAGUUACACAAAUAAAAUAAUUAUUUAAGUUCUCUAUGUUGUUUUUACCAUUGUACUGUAUGUGACUAUUUUUUAUUCCUGUAUUGUAAAUAAAACUAGGGAUAACUUUGUUUCUCUUAAGAAAUAUCAAUAUGUCUAUUAAAAUUUAUAGCAUGUCUGAAA
Seriola aureovittata is the source of this 5071-nucleotide messenger RNA. It is a transcript of the gene hhip, whose product is annotated as hedgehog interacting protein. Bases 543 to 2639 code for a protein of 698 amino acids. Lineage: Eukaryota; Metazoa; Chordata; Actinopteri; Carangiformes; Carangidae. The record is from RefSeq and is a predicted model, not a curated record. The transcript has 13 exons.